This is a messenger RNA of Actinia tenebrosa (Australian red waratah sea anemone), 1478 nucleotides long. RefSeq names its product nucleolar pre-ribosomal-associated protein 1. NCBI's taxonomy places the organism in Eukaryota, Metazoa, Cnidaria, Anthozoa, Actiniaria, Actiniidae. Gene Ontology annotation, cellular component: nucleolus. Gene Ontology annotation, biological process: maturation of LSU-rRNA from tricistronic rRNA transcript (SSU-rRNA, 5.8S rRNA, LSU-rRNA); maturation of 5.8S rRNA from tricistronic rRNA transcript (SSU-rRNA, 5.8S rRNA, LSU-rRNA). The record is from RefSeq and is a predicted model, not a curated record.
GCACGUGGAGUARAAGUUCAUGAACGUCUUGGCCAAAAUACUUAAAUUUAAGGGCAAAAACAUUAUAAAUAUAAGUUAAAACUAUGUCUAAGAGAAAAARUGAAAAGGAAGGUAGCUCAGAUAAGGGGGUUAAGGCGAGAAAGUCUGAGAAAACGUCUUUCGAAGAGUCGAACACUGAUCACGAUGAACGAGAAUUUGUUGGUGAAGUGAAGACCUUGUUAAGGAACAAAGCUACUUUGCUGUCUGGUCUUAACAAGCUACGAGAUACACUAAAGAGUAAAGAGCCAAGAAGUUUUGCAGUAUUUAAGGAGUUCAUAAGGGAGAAUUCUGAAUGUCCAGAAGUUUACAAAGUUUUAGAAAAGGGACGGCAGCAGCAGACUCCCCUCGGGGCCAGUGAGGACAUCAGAACUUGCUUCGUUCAUUUUAUCAUAUCGUUUCUAAUGUAUGGAGAUGAUGCAACCAUAAGACAUGUUCUUGACAUCAAAGGUUUCGUUUCAUCGAUAUUUAAACUCUUUCCCUCUGAUCCACCUGAUGUUGUCAACCUGGUCUUGACUGUGUUACACCAKAAGGUUGUUCAAAAUAAUGCCAUUCCAAAGAAAACCAAAGUUCAGUUCUUUAGUCCAUUUGUUCUUACAAAACUUGCUUCAUUGUAUGACUAUGACAAAGAAGAAAAUAUGGAAGAGGAUGAACAAGAAGAAAGACAGACAAUUAAAGAGAGAAUUCACAAGAUGUUAAAGGAUAUUUGCUGUACUUUUAAGUUUGGGAUCUGCUUUGCAAACAAAAUGGGAAUGUUUUCUGGAAGAUCCAACAAUCCAGUCUUGCUUCGGUUUCUCCAGUCUCUUCCUAAACAUGACCAAAAUCUUCACUUACGGCAGCUCAUCAUUCAGAUCCUCAAAUGCUGCCCAGACUUGGUGCAACCCUACCUUUCCAGCCAAUCAACUACCUAUGAGCCACGCCUCUCUUUGCCGUGGCUUACUAACAUGAACUUCAUUACUAGGUUGUAUUCAGCGCUUCCUUCUCCAUCUGACAUGGUUGAGAAAUCAAGCAUCAGGCUGACGGAGGAGUCAGUACAGCCACUCCUGAACACUGUGUUACCUUCGGUACUGACAAGAGCAAACCUUAACCAAGGAAUACAGCAUUCCAGUCGGCUAGUGAAGAACACAACCCUUACRUUACUAGUUCUCAUCUUGAAAAGAGCUUACAACCUACUAGGCUACUGUGAGAAAGAAAGGCUAUCUACCAUACCACAGCAGUCCUUCCAAGGCUUGUCGUUUGUAGAGAUGUUCAGAGAAGCUCUCCUCAGAAGCUUGCCUGAUGUUAAAACUAUAAUAUCAUUAAGACAGAACCUUGUAGCUUCUGAAAUGUCAAAGGAUAAAAGCCAAGRAAGAGGAGAGGGGGAAGAUGUUGAUAUGGGAGAUGGUUUGAUAACAUCUAGAAAUACAGGUAAAAUGUGUUUCRUGAUUAUUGAUUUGAACUAA